This is a messenger RNA of Pseudoliparis swirei, 2295 nucleotides long. RefSeq names its product extracellular calcium-sensing receptor-like. The record is from RefSeq and is a predicted model, not a curated record. The transcript has 5 exons. Gene Ontology annotation, biological process: G protein-coupled receptor signaling pathway. Gene Ontology annotation, molecular function: G protein-coupled receptor activity. Gene Ontology annotation, cellular component: membrane. The coding region runs from base 1 to 2295 and encodes 764 amino acids. NCBI's taxonomy places the organism in Eukaryota, Metazoa, Chordata, Actinopteri, Perciformes, Liparidae.
AUGGGAACUGGAGCCGGCUGGGAUGGCAAAGGGGAACUGGAACCGGACGGGACGGCGACGGGAAAUGAGGAACCGGAAGCAGGAAAGGGGGAGCCGUCAACGGGACAGAUGGGAACGGGACAAGGGGAGCCAGGAGUGGGACAGGGGGAGCUGGAACUGUCUGGGAUGGCGGCGGAACACUGUGAACCGGGACACGGCAAACUAGAGCUAGCCGGGUCAGCGAAGCGGCACUGGGAACUAGAACCGAGCAGGACAGGGACGGAACAGGAGGAACUAGAGUCGGCCGGGACCGAGACGGUACAGGGGGAACUAGAGCCCGGGAUGAACACGGAGCAUGGGGAACAGGGACCGGCCGGUACAGAGACAGAACGGGAAACUGGGACCAGCCGGGACAGAGACCGUACAGGGGGAACUGGAGCCGGUGCUGGGACACCGAGAGCUGGGGUCAGCCUGGGCGCCGACAGGACCCUGGGAGCAGGAGCCGGCGACUGGACACCGGGAGCUGGGGUCGGCCUGGGCGUCGACUGGGCUCUGAGAGCAGGAACCGCCGAUGAGACACUGGGAGCAGGGGUCAGCCCCAUGCCGACAGGGCACUGGGAGCCAGAACCGGUGUGGACUGCAGAGCGGAAACUGCAGCUGAAUCCGGCGUGGACUGCAGCACAGAGGCAACAGUGGGAACAGGCGUGGACUGCAGCACAGAGGUGGCAGCGGGAACACGUAUCGUCUUCGGCCACCACUUUUCCACUUACACCGAAAGGGCUCAGAGAGACUCCCACAUGUUCUGCACAAGACUGUUAUGAUCAGCUGGCCAGGCGAGAGCUUUGCAGAGGAAACUGGAAAGCAGCCACAGAUAAGACUGUGUGUGAUGGAACUGAAGACCUAGAAACGAUCCAGAGCCCGUACACUGACACAUCUCAGCUCCGAAUAACUAAUAUGGUCUACAAGGCUGUUUAUGCUAUAGCACAUGCCAUUCAUAAUGCAGUGUGUCAGGAAACACAUUCUAUAACCCAGUGUGACAAACUGAGCAGUAUAGAGUCCAAACAGGUUCUCACUCAACUGAAAAAUGUAAAUUUUUCCCAAAAUGGUUAUGAUGUUUCAUUUGAUGCCAACGGGGAUCCUGUGGCCACAUACGAGUUGGUUAACUGGCAAAAAACUGAGAGUGGCAGCAUUGAGUUGGUGGCAGUAGGGCACUACGAUGCAUCACUGCCGAUGGGCCAGGAACUCCGUAUCAACAGGAACCUCACCUGGGUGGAGGGUGGCACACAAGUGCCUGUGUCAGUGUGCACUGUCAGCUGUCCUGCAGGAACUCUUAAAGUGCUGCAGAAAGGAAAACCCAUCUGCUGUUAUGAUUGUAUACCUUGUCCUGAGGGGGAGAUUAGUAACGCUACAGAUUCCCCUGAUUGUUUCCCUUGCCCCAAAGAAUAUUGGCCAAAUGCAAAGAGAGACACUUGUCUCCCAAAGCCUGUAGAGUUUCUUUCCUUCAACGAGGCCCUAGGAAUCAUCCUGGCUACAUUCUCAGUUGGUGGUGCCUGUCUUGCCAUUAUAACAGCGGCUGUGUUCCACCGUCACAGGAAAUCCCCGAUUGUCAGAGCCAACAACUCUGAGCUGAGCUUCCUGCUGCUCUUCUCUCUGACUCUCUGUUUCCUAUGCUCCUUAACCUUCAUUGGAGCACCCUCUGAGUGGUCCUGCAUGCUGCGCCACAGAGCGUUUGGGAUCACCUUCGUCCUCUGCAUCUCUUGUGUUCUUGGAAAAACAAUAGUUGUGUUAAUGGCAUUCAAAGCUACUCUCCCAGGUGGUAAUGUUAUGAAAUGGUUUGGUCCUCCACAGCAAAGGAUGACUGUAGUAUCUUUCACUUUCAUUCAAGUUAUAAUAUGUACUCUUUGGUUGGUUCUCAGUCCUCCUUUUCCAAUGAAAAACCUAACCACAUAUAAGGAGAAAAUCAUCCUGGAGUGUGCAUUAGGCUCAGCUAUUGGGUUCUGGGCUGUGCUCGGGUACAUCGGCCUGCUGGCUGUCUUUUGCUUUGUGUUAGCUGUCCUAGCCCGGAAACUACCUGACAAUUUUAAUGAAGCCAAGCUUAUCACCUUCAGCAUGCUGAUAUUCUGUGCAGUCUGGGUCACCUUCAUCCCAGCAUAUGUCAGUUCUCCCGGGAAAUUGACGGUGGCCGUGGAAAUAUUUGCCAUUCUUGCCUCCAGUUUUGCACUCAUACUGUGUAUAUUUGCUCCAAAGUGUUUCAUCAUAUUGUUUAAACCUGAGAAAAACACCAAGAAAAAUGUAAUGGACAAAGGUAAAUCUUAA